Molecule: messenger RNA, 237 nt
Organism: Thelazia callipaeda (thelaziosis nematode)
Lineage: Eukaryota; Metazoa; Nematoda; Chromadorea; Rhabditida; Thelaziidae
Source: the annotation of a GenBank genome assembly
AUGUCUGAAAAUGAAUUGAAGGCUUUAAUAAGCGUUAUUUUACCUGGUCACUUUUCACGAAACCAUUCAAAAUGUGAUCUUCAAGAAGAGGCCAUUCGUUGGCUUCUAGCUAAUGGCCUUCAUUUGAGCCACGAAUUCACGUUAAUUGAAUUAGAUGACGGAAGUUACGCUGUAGUUACAAUCGAGAACAGAUGCGACUGCUGCUUUGAUCGAUCACUAAUACAACGUAAAAAAUAA